Dendrobium catenatum is the source of this 830-nucleotide messenger RNA. Its product is annotated as probable E3 ubiquitin-protein ligase XERICO. The record is from RefSeq and is a predicted model, not a curated record. The transcript has a single exon. Lineage: Eukaryota; Viridiplantae; Streptophyta; Magnoliopsida; Asparagales; Orchidaceae. Bases 173 to 631 code for a protein of 152 amino acids. Gene Ontology annotation, molecular function: zinc ion binding.
GCUUGCUCUUCAUUCUUGGAUUCUCCAUCUUCCUAUCUUCCCCACUAAGAGUCCAUCUCCACCUCCGAUCUUGGUCUAAUCUUCGAAUUUUUGAACAAGUUGAUCCGAUUCUCGAUCUAUUUAGGGUUUCAAUAGUAGAUCACUCCUUAGAUCUAGCGGCGAUCCAACGACGAUGGGGCUCUCAAGCCUGCCAACUCCAUCGGAGUCAGUCCUCACUCUCCUCCUUGUGAACACCGCGCUAACGAUCUCGAUCCUUAAAGAAAUCUUCCGAUCUGCGCUCCACAUCUUCGGCCUCACGCCGGAGAUCGAUUCGGCAGUGGCGGAAAGCACGGCGGAAAUCCCCAAUCUGUUUUCGCCGGCGGAGGAGAAUCUGACGGAGAGGUUCCGGAGUCGGAUCAAAGCGGUUCGAUUCGGGUACCACCGGCACGGUGACUGCCGGGUUUGCUUAGCCGGGUUCGAGCCGGAGUCGGUAGUGAACCGUCUUCCAUGUGGGCAUCUCUUCCACAAGAGCUGCGUCGAGCGAUGGAUGGAAUACCGAAACACCACUUGUCCUCUCUGCCGCUCCCACCUUCUUCCCGCCGACAAUUCAGCGGUUGCCACUGAGCCACGGUCGCACCUGCAGGGAUAUUGAACGGAGAAAAGUGAGAUUUGGGAGCUGAUAGAAGGGUAUUGGUGUGAUGGCGCUGCUUAAGUUAUCCCUCGCUCUUCUUUUUCUUCUUCGCUGUGUAAAUUCGGAGUGGCUUUGUGAAUUUCUGUUUGAUGCUAAUUGCUAAAUCCGCCGAGCUUCGUCUUUUAUCUUUCUACAGUUUUAAGGGAUGUGUUCGGAUUGU